UACACAAGCCACUCCUGCCUGCAGAUCACCCGACAAGACCACAUCCGAUCUACCAAACACAGAGAGGCUUCUGUCCAGUCCACCGCUUCACCACACAAGAUGCAGCUCAUCAACGCCAUCCUCCUGGCCACCGCGGCCACCGCCCACGUCCUGACCAAGCGGUGCUCGCCGUACCCGAACCCGGACAUGUACCUCGGCUACGACCCGCCGUCCCCGUGCUGGCACACGCACACCACGGCCUGCGUGAACCACAUCAUGAACGGCACCGAGCAGUACGUCAGCGAGAGCCGCCACACCGCCGUCAUCUUCCCCGUGUCCGACUACUGCUUCGGCUACAUCGCCGAGGAGCAGGCCCGCGAGGCCGACGGCCGCGUCACCUGGGGCUGGCGCAAGAAGCACGGCAAGCUAACCCGCGUCCCCGGCACCGACAUCCUCGUCAUCACCGAGAUGACCGACGAGGCCGUCAAGCGCUACAAGUCCAUGACCUACUAGUCCUGAUGGCCCGGAUGAGGGGAUGGGCUGGCUGCGAUGGUUGUUUGGGUGGAUGUGGGAUGGUGACUUGUAUUCUUCAGCAAUGAUUUAUAAAUGAUUAAUCUACGCCUUUGCGCACCGUAUCCAGCA
Molecule: messenger RNA, 621 nt
Organism: Gaeumannomyces tritici R3-111a-1
Lineage: Eukaryota; Fungi; Ascomycota; Sordariomycetes; Magnaporthales; Magnaporthaceae
Exons: 1
Coding region: 100-492 (130 amino acids)
Source: RefSeq, a predicted model, not a curated record